AUGAAAGGCUUAGCCAGGACAGUGACAUCUUCCUCCAAGGGAGCAGCGAGCAAAGUGAGGAUGGAUGCUGGAUGGGCCGGACUGCUCGUCACCCUCCUCCUACUCCUCUCUGUCCUGUGGUUCCUGGUCUGGAAGAACAACACGAAGACGAGCCAGCUGCCUCCUGGCCCAGCGCCGUGGCCCAUCCUGGGCAAUCUGUGGCAGAAAGAUGUCUUGCCCCUCUACAGGCAUUAUGAGAAGCUCAGCUGCACCUAUGGCCCCAUCUUCACUGUGUGGCUGGGGCUGAAACCGGUGGUGGUGCUCUGUGGAUACAAGACGGUGAAGGAUGCCCUUGUGGGACACUCUGAGGAGUUUGGGGGCAGGCCUGAGAUCCCCCUCCUGAAGCAGCUCUCCAAAGACUACGGAUUUGUCUCCAACAAUGAGAAGAAGUGGCGGGAGCUGCGGAGGUUCACACUCAGCACCCUGCGGGACUUUGGGAUGGGGAAGAGCUCCAUGUCCGAGAAGGUGCAGCAGGAGGCUCAGCACCUGGUGGAGCUGCUGGCAGAGCUCAAAGGCAAUGCCUUUGAGCCGAUGACCAUGUUCAGACAUGCAGUGUCCAACGUGAUCUGCUCCGUGGUCUUCGGGAGCCGUUACAGCUACACUGACUCGGCUUUCCUGGAACUGCUCAACGCCAUCGGGAACUACAUCAGCUUCUUCCUGUCCCCCAUUGCCAAGGUGUACAACACCUUUCCCAACAUCAUGAACCGGCUCCCGGGGCCGCACAGGAAGGUCCUGGCUGACUGCCAGAAGCUGAAAGACCACAUCCAGGAGAAGGUGAAGUUCCACCUGCUGACUCUGGACUCCAGCUGCCCCCGGGACUACAUUGACUGUUUCCUGAUAAGAGCAGAGAAGGAGAAGGGCAGCCCAGAGACCAUGUACAGCCACGAAGACCUGAUCAUGUCAGUGUUUAACCUCUUUGGCGCCGGGACGGUGACAACCAGCAACACCCUGGUGUUCUUCCUGCUGAUGCUGGCAAAGCACCCCCACAUCCAAGCCAAGGUCCAGGAGGAGAUCGAUGCUGUGGUGGGCACUGGCCGUGCCCCCAGCACAGAGGACAAGCUGCAGAUGCCCUACACCAACGCCGUGAUCCACGAGCUGCAGCGCUUCCACAAGACCCGCAUCGAGAACUUCCCACGCAUGACGACGCAGGAUGUCCUGUUCAGGGGCUACACCAUUCCCAAGGGCACUCCUGUUAUUCCGGUAAUUUCUUCUGUGCAUUCGGAUCCAACCCAGUGGGAGAACCCCAAAGAAGUGGACCCCACACAUUUCUUGGAUGAGAAGGGCGAGUUCAGGAAGCGUGAUGCCUUCAUGGCAUUCUCAGCAGGGAAGCGGAUGUGCCCGGGGGAGGCUCUGGCCCGCAUCGAGCUCUUCCUGUUCCUCACCACGCUGCUGCAGAGCUUCACCUUCCAGCUGGUCACUGAGCACAAGGAGCUGGAUUUGUUCUCCCUAUGGCUUGAGAUUGAGAGGAGGGCAAUCCCGGGCAAGUUCUUGGCUAUCCCACGCUCAGUGUCCUCCUAA
Molecule: messenger RNA, 1557 nt
Organism: Cinclus cinclus
Lineage: Eukaryota; Metazoa; Chordata; Aves; Passeriformes; Cinclidae
Product: cytochrome P450 2C5-like
Exons: 10
Coding region: 1-1557 (518 amino acids)
Biological process (GO): xenobiotic metabolic process
Cellular component (GO): intracellular membrane-bounded organelle; cytoplasm
Molecular function (GO): oxidoreductase activity, acting on paired donors, with incorporation or reduction of molecular oxygen, reduced flavin or flavoprotein as one donor, and incorporation of one atom of oxygen; heme binding; iron ion binding
Source: RefSeq, a predicted model, not a curated record